Messenger RNA from Molossus molossus (Pallas's mastiff bat), 1123 nucleotides. It is a transcript of the gene RER1, whose product is annotated as retention in endoplasmic reticulum sorting receptor 1. The record is from RefSeq and is a predicted model, not a curated record. Gene Ontology annotation, biological process: protein retention in ER lumen; retrograde vesicle-mediated transport, Golgi to endoplasmic reticulum. The transcript has 7 exons. NCBI's taxonomy places the organism in Eukaryota, Metazoa, Chordata, Mammalia, Chiroptera, Molossidae. Gene Ontology annotation, cellular component: Golgi membrane. Bases 93 to 683 code for a protein of 196 amino acids.
CGAGCGAAGCGCCGGCGUGGCCCCUGCGCGCGUCCUCCUUCCCGCGGCCCUCGGAGACCGCGCUCGGCCGCUGCAGAGCCGCGAGCUACAGAAUGUCCGAAGGUGACAGUGUUGGAGAUUCCGUCCAUGGGAAGCCUUCUGUGGUGUACAGAUUCUUCACACGACUCGGACAGGUCUAUCAGUCCUGGCUGGACAAGUCGACACCGUACACAGCCGUGCGAUGGGUGGUGACGCUGGGCCUGAGCUUUGUCUACAUGGUUCGGGUUUACCUGCUGCAGGGCUGGUACAUCGUGACCUACGCCUUGGGGAUCUACCACCUGAACCUUUUCAUAGCUUUCCUCUCUCCAAAAGUGGACCCUUCUUUAAUGGAAGAUUCAGAUGACGGCCCCUCAUUACCAACCAAACAGAACGAGGAGUUCCGGCCGUUCAUUCGAAGGCUUCCAGAGUUUAAAUUCUGGCAUGCGGCCACCAAGGGCAUCCUGGUGGCUAUGGUCUGCACCUUUUUUGAGGCAUUCAACGUCCCGGUGUUCUGGCCCAUCCUGGUCAUGUACUUCAUCAUGCUCUUCUGUAUCACAAUGAAGAGGCAGAUUAAGCACAUGAUAAAGUACCGGUACAUCCCAUUCACACACGGCAAGAGGACAUACAAGGGGAAGGAGGACGCGGGCAAGACGUUUGCGAGCUAGACCAGCUGACUGGCCGCCCCUCGGAGCCCUCGCCACGCGGGUUUGAGCCAUUGUAACAGCGCCUUCUUUCUUCACAUAAAGUAGUUGAUGGCAAGGGAGUUGGAUUUUCUUUUUAAAAAGGAGCUUCAAUUGUUUGUAACUGAAAUAUCAGGUUUUCGAAGAAACUGGCACUUAAACUGAAUUGCAUUGAUUUAUUUUUCAGUGAUGCCAGGUGUUUAAAAUGGACAGAAUUAGUCAGUCACAGGCGGGGCAGUCGAGGGUGCUGGGGGCGCGGAAGGACCUUCCCGAGGAUGACCUGGUCCUGUCGCCUGCAGCACGAGGCUGCCUGAGCCUGCGUUGGAGAAGCAGCGUCGGGAAGGUUCCGGUAGCCUGGGCCUCAGCCCACUUCCCAGCUCCACCCCUCGAGGUUGCGCAUCGGCCUCUGACUGGAAACCUAGCCA